Physcomitrium patens is the source of this 1771-nucleotide messenger RNA. RefSeq lists its product as uncharacterized. The record is from RefSeq and is a predicted model, not a curated record. Lineage: Eukaryota; Viridiplantae; Streptophyta; Bryopsida; Funariales; Funariaceae.
CCAGUCUUGGUUUUUUCCUCACAGCGACGCAGUGCAGGGUCGGGAGCUCAUCUUCUUCAAGGGAAGGGCCUCGUCCUUGUUGUAGCUGGGCUAUGAAGUGGGAGAUUUGAAGGCACCGCUGCCCCUCAGCGUUGGGCCGUGUCUGGAUUCUGCGGCUAGAGUUAAUGGUUGGGAACUGCAUUAUAUAUCUGCUGCACUAGAAUUGGAAGAAUGGCGUUAGCGAACCUUCAAGUAUUGGGCGCGAGCAGCUUGCAUUUCGUAAGAGUAAUUACUCCACAGACACGAGUUCAAGCGCGAGAUAAAUCUCGUACACCCCCUGAUGCAGUUACUUUUAGGCCUAGAAAGCUUUGCAGAGUCCAGCACCCUUCUUGUUCUGGCAGUUUCCUGAGUUCACGACGUGGAGGUUUGAUCCGGUUUCAAAGACCACAUGCCCUAUCAUUGCAGAUGAUCACUGCUGACCACGAAAAUAGUGGAGAGCAGGAUCCUGAGCUAUCUUCUGAAACUGCAUUUGAAGCCACGGACGCGUCAUCAGAGUUGCAAGAAGAGGAGAAUUUGAAACAAAUUAUUGUUGUUUCUUUGCAAGGCUUUCAGGAGCGUCUUAAAGAACUACGUGAACGUGGAAUGCUUGAAAGUGCUAAAUUAGGAUAUCAAGACGCUCAAGAGAAAGUUCAAAAUCUUGAUGCUAAGCAGUUGAUCACAGAUUUAAAGUCCUCUCAAUUGAGCAACCAUGCAGCUAGAUGGUGGCAGACAUCCGAUCCCUGGAUUAAGUGGCCUAUUGCUAUUUUUGUACCUUUCUGCUUGCUGGUGACGAUAUUCUUUGGCCUAGCAGUGUCACAAGAUCUGCUGCCUUUAUGGAUUUUGGGACCAUUGAUUACUGGCAUUGUGAUCCGACAAGUUUGUCGAGCAGCUGAAUUGAGUCGCGUAGUGGCUGAGAAAACAGCUGAUCAGAGAGCCCAACUAAAUGCUGCAACCUUGGCGCUAUACAAAGAUGCGAAGGAAGGGACACUACCAGAGAAAGCGAAGUUGUUGGCAGAAUCAACGUUGUCUGAAUUGGGGGAGAGAAUAUCAACAAAAAAGUCUGAGAUCACAGUCUAUGUUUCAAGCGGGCAGGCAGCAACGGGCGCGAAGAUUUUUCUUGUAAACAAGGCAACUGACUUUGGGGAAUACACUGCUGAGCAGUAUGCAGAUUACAUGGAGUGGUGGAGGCCGAAAGGCCGUGCUCUUUCAAGAUGGUUGAAAAAAAUCUUCUGAUUUAAUCAGACUCCGAGUCUAGUUUGGUGCAACUCACAAACUGGUACUCUUGCAAGUGACAUCUUAGAAGCUGGCAUUUUGAAGCAGUUUUGACUUUCCAGCUUGAAAUUAGUUCACAUACCUCAGUUUUGGAUUGCCACUAAUAGUGGUCGUUAUUCUUUCUAGUCCCCAACCAUAAGCGCUUCCCCACACAAGGGGACCGGAAGUCCUGCUGGAUAUAGGACCAUGAGUUAGGUAUUUUGGCAACUUCUACAAUACAGAGAAUUUUUGCAACAGUGAAUGAUCAGGAAGAUUCUCUUAAAUGAACUUAGUCAUUACUCUGUUUUUGACGUUGUUCAUUUAUAUCGUUUCCAGGGUUCCAAAAUACUCCUGACCUUUUGUAGGUUUUCCAGAGCUUUAUGUACUUUUCACUUUCAGCACGCAAGUACGAGUGACACGGCAGGUUGAGCACUUCAAAAUCCAGGAUUGUCAUGCUUUGAGCUCCUCGUCUUCUUAUUCAAGUCUACUUUAGUUUUUUCAA